UCGCCAUCCAUCCACCUCUCCUCUUUCCAGUACCAAAACAGAUGGUGGAAAAAUCAUCACAUCUGCCGGGACACAGGACAACAAUAGACAGCAUCUAGCCCAAGAGAACCGGGCGUCCAUCAUGUUUGCUGUCAAGAGCUCCAUGAGGCUGUGAGCGCCGUCGUGAUUUUUGACACGGGGUACCAUCACGGCAGCCGAGGAUUCUUCUCGCGACUGUCUGGGCUCUCCAUCGAGUGGGGAAGAUGGCCGCCAUGAAAAUUUUAACCAGCAGUGGGCUGUUCUUAGCGUUCUGUGCGUUGGGGUUGCUAGCCAUGGCAAUCUGCACCGACUUUUGGUAUGAGACAGAUGCGCGGAGACACCGAGAAAGAUGUAAAAACUACGCCAACAAGAGAAACGACCCGGGGUACAUAUACAUCUCAAAUAGCAAUCUCCCCCUCCAGAUGCCCCCAAAGGGCAUUGAAAGGAAAGGUAACAGUCCAAGUGCCGGAGCUCAGCCUCUUAUUAGGGAAAAACGGCACUUUCUGGCUGCAGCAUCAGCUAUGGAGUCCCACUGCAGUCGCCAGUUCAAUUCAACCAUCUCUGGGCUCUGGAGAAAGUGUCAUCGAGAUGGAUUUGACCUGGAGACAGAGGAUCUCAUAUAUAAAGGUUUGAUUCAGCGGUGCAUCCCAGUCAAGUAUCACUACUCUUCCUCCAUCCUUCCGCGCAAUUUACCCAUCAACAUCACCAAGACCAUCCGUCAGGAUGAGUGGCAUGCACUCCAUCUACGCAGGAUGACGGCUGGCUUUGUGGGCAUGGCCGUGUCUAUCAUCCUGUUUGGCUGGAUUAUCGGAGUGCUGGGCUGCUGUCAGCAGCAUGACCUAAUGCAGUAUGUAGCUGGACUACUCUUUCUCAUGGGAGGAACAUGUUGUAUCAUCUCCCUGUGUACGUGUGUGGCGGGCAUCAACUUUGAGCUGUCGCGUUACCCACGCUACAUGUAUGGCCUCCCAGAGGAUAUUAGCCAUGGCUACGGCUGGUCCAUGUUCUGUGCCUGGGGGGGCUUAGGCCUCACUCUGCUGGCUGGUUUCCUGUGCACCCUGGCCCCAUCCCUAAGCACCCCCUCCCGUACAACCGUCCACAAGCCCAGGCAGGAGAAUGGAACCGUGUGAUGGGACUGUGUGACUGGCCCACGGAGCACACAAAUAAGCAACACCCAUCCAACUUCGUCCACCGUUUUUGUCCAACCACCAUCUCACCUCAUCCCCCUUACCUGUCCAUACCACCCGUCAUCCGUCUGAAUCAUGAGUGUACCAGAGAAAUUGUACAUGGGAGAACAGAGCAAAGACAAACCACACCAAACUGUACUCUUUACUGUACAUCUAAGACACACAGAGCAAUGGCCCCCAGAAUACUUUGGGACAUGGCAAGACCUUUUUGUUGUUAAACGUUUGACUACUAACUCUAUGGAAGCCUAAAGGCGACUGUUUGUCUGUUUGUUUUUCCCAAGAGGAAUUGUCUUAAAAUGGUGCUCUCUUUUAACACACACAACAAAGAACACAGUCCAAGAGCUUAGAAAGAAACAACAAGCAUCUCUAAAUGGAACAAACCAACAAACAAGAACAUGUGGCAGAGCAUCCUGUCAUCAUUCCUCUUUUAGUCGGGUGGUCUGUACUGUGUUUGUUAUUGUUCGCAACAAAAUAUUAUGCUGGCAUAAACUGUCCAUUGUUUUGAAUCAGCUGACUGAUGUCAAGCAUUAUCCCUAGGAAGGACUUUACAGUUUAAGCCUAAAACCUGCUUCAUGCAGCAGAGGACCAAGAGCACAAACUGGAAAUGGCAGGCGUGGAACAGCAAGAUACAAUUUUGAAGAGCAAAUCUUUCAACGCUUCUAUGAUUCAGUAUGUACAAAUGCAUCUCUACGUAGAUUCAGGUCAUUGUUUGUAUAAAGUAACUCUUGAAUAAGAAAAAAAAAUUAUGUUUGUUUCGAGGUAACAAUGGCAAUUUGGGUCUUCAGUGAUGUUGUUUGCUGGAAUAAAUUGUACGCUUCAUGAUUAGAAGAAUAAGAGUGAUUGCAAGGCACAUUAAGUACUGUUUGAGAGUAGCAGAGGCAGUUAAAGGUCCAGUGCAGUCAAACAUGUGAUUUGUCUGUGUUUUAUAUAUAUUUCCACACUAUGAGGUUGGAAUAAUACUGAUAAUGCCAUUUUAGCGUAAGAGCUGUUUGAUCAGUUCUCCCCUCCCCACUCAGACCACUCCCAGACAGUCCUAGCAACAUUCUUGCUUGGGAAAUUGCACUUUGCUAAGAAGAUGUUUUAAUUGAAAACAAUCACAGUAAGGUACUUGAUUAUUACCCAGAAAUGAUUUGAUAUUGAAAUAAAAACGUCUGCAUUGGACCUUUAAGGAUCAGUAAAUAUUGUAUGUUGAAGGAUGGGGUUCAAUGAAUAAAAAUGUAACCUUCUGGUAACACAUUCAAACUUAGAAACAAUGACAGACAGUAAUUUACAGUUAUAAGUGACAAUAGUCUUGGAUUUGGCAGGAAUUGAACUGCAGACACCAGUGUUGAACUUGCAUUUAAAUGUA
Molecule: messenger RNA, 2550 nt
Organism: Oncorhynchus nerka (sockeye salmon)
Lineage: Eukaryota; Metazoa; Chordata; Actinopteri; Salmoniformes; Salmonidae
Product: transmembrane protein 178B-like
Exons: 4
Coding region: 243-1145 (300 amino acids)
Cellular component (GO): membrane
Source: RefSeq, a predicted model, not a curated record